Molecule: messenger RNA, 1054 nt
Organism: Emys orbicularis (European pond turtle)
Lineage: Eukaryota; Metazoa; Chordata; Testudines; Emydidae
Gene: TMEM11
Product: transmembrane protein 11
Exons: 2
Coding region: 154-672 (172 amino acids)
Biological process (GO): inner mitochondrial membrane organization
Cellular component (GO): mitochondrial inner membrane
Source: RefSeq, a predicted model, not a curated record
AAUGCUGAUUGACACCAUCCCCACAGCAGCUGACUGUGACGUCACUGAUGGCGGAAAUCAAGUGGAGAAUAUGUUUCAGGAGGAUUCAACCAAUUGCAAGAUCUUGUUUUCUUGAAAAGUUCCUAAUUCCCCAACGUGAGGAAAGUAAAAUUCAUGAUCAUCUUGUCCUCCACGGAGUGUUACAUUGUGCAUGAAAUCUACAAUGGGGAGAAUGCUCAGGACCAGUUUGAGUACGAGCUGGAGCAGGCCCUGGAAGCACAGUACAAAUAUAUAGUGAUAGAACCCACUCGCAUCGGUGACGAGACCGCUCGCUGGAUCACAGUUGGGAACUGCCUGCACAAGACCGCCGUCCUAGCAGGCACCGCUUGUCUCUUCACCCCUCUGGCACUUCCAGUAGAUUAUUCCCAUUACAUCUCCCUGCCUGCUGGCGUGCUGAGCAUGGCCUGCUGCACCCUCUACGGUAUCUCCUGGCAGUUUGACCCUUGCUGCAAGUACCAAGUGGAGUAUGAUGCCUAUAAACUUUCCCGCCUGCCCCUGCAUACGCUCACUUCCUCCACUCCUGUGGUGCUGGUGAGAAAGGAUGACCUGCACAGAAAGAGACUGCAUAACACGAUAGCACUCGCUGCCCUGGUGUACUGUGUAAAGAAGAUCUAUGAACUCUAUGUUGUAUGACUUCAGUAGGGAAAAGAGAAACCCACAAAGACAAGUGUAUUAAGACUCCCACAGUAACAUUUUUUUCCUCUGAGAAGCAGUGGAGACUGGGAAGGCGUUUGGUUUAAUAGAGUUGUUAUUUUUUAAAUAACACAUCACUGAUGCACCAAGGUUUUUCAGUUCUUCAUUACUCUUAAGAUGUGGAUCUGCAGUGACUUGAGAGCUGUACGCUAGGCUGUGGGAGCCAAAUCCAGCAAUGGAACGUUGAUGGAAGAAAACUAUAUAAAGGGGGAGUGAAAGGUUUUUGGUUGUUUUUUUGGGAAACUUUUAAGAAUAUUGUUUAAUUGUAUACACAGAACCAGCCCAAAGUUAUCAUUGCCCAUUAAAAGAUGAGAAUUUCAAA